AUGGGGCUGGCGGAGGCCAUGAGGGAUGCGCUUGGCGCCACUACCGAUGGGAGGGGUGUCGUUGACAAGCUAGAUAUUGCCACGGCGGCACAUUCCUCGCAAAAUCACUACCCCUUCCUCUUCCCCCCUGUCCCUUUUCCUCUUAUCCUCUCUCCCCCUUUUGUCCCCUUCUUCUCAGCUCCUCACCUGCUUCUACGGAUAUUCCUGCCCCUGCGGCACUGUCUUCCUCACAUCCCUCGACCCACUGCCCCGUCCUCGUUUCUGCCCCUACUGAACUCGUCUCAUCAAUGCACUGCUCGCCCCCUCUCCCCCCCCUUUACCCCCACCUCCGCACCUGCUUCUCCUACUCGGACUUCUAGCCCACAGCUCAACACAUUCCUCUCCCACGCCAGCGUCUGCCCCACGGAUUCCUGCCCCUUUGGUGGCGCUGCACUGCUCUCCCACCUCCGCACCUGCGUCUCCUACACCAACUUCUGCUGCCCCUCGGACUCCCACCCCUUCGGCACUGUCUUGCACAUCCCUCUCAUAAGCCACUCCCCACUGCUUGCCAACGCAGCACCAGGCCCUCUCGAACCCUUCUCUUACCCCCUCCCCUCGUGUUACCUGUACGCCCUCCGCUUUCACUUACCCGCUCCCGCAACUUUACCUAUCCCCCAUCUGCUUACCCCUUCUUUUAUCUUGCACCUCUCCCUCCGCUUACCUGCUCUCCCUCUUCCCCUUCCCUUACCCCCUUCCCGUCCCCCUUCCCUUACCCGCUCCUCUUUCCCGCUACCCACUCCCUCUCUCUUUAUCCCCUCCCUCUACCCGUACCCUUUCCCAUUCCAGGCGCCAGGCUCUGCCGCGACCCUUCUUGCGACUCGUUCCCGGCGAAAUCAAACCGCGUGGGCUGAUUGGAAUGGCUGGCUGGAUUGCGAUGUGCGUGCACGGUGCCGGCAUCACCACGCCGCGCGUGUGUCAAGGUGCACGAUGACCGCGCCGUGCCCCACCUGGAUGAUGAUUGCCCCCCAGGGUACCUCUCCGCACCUGUUACUCCUAGCUGACCCACUGCACUGA
This is a messenger RNA of Closterium sp. NIES-65, 1053 nucleotides long. The record is from the annotation of a GenBank genome assembly. NCBI's taxonomy places the organism in Eukaryota, Viridiplantae, Streptophyta, Zygnematophyceae, Desmidiales, Closteriaceae.